GCUCGGCGGAGCCGGGGAGGAGGCGGUGCCUUAUAGCGGGGGCUCGGGGACCGCGCCUGCAGAGCUCGCCGAGCCCGGCGAUACCCUGGACAGCGCCUCGCCGCCGCCAUGGAGACCCUGAAAGCUUUUGACCGGGAAGUAAAUGCAUUUGUGGACUAUAUGUUUGGACCUCGAGAUGCCAGGGUUAGAGGAUGGUUCCUUUUGGACUCUUACCUUCCCACAUUUUUCCUUACUGGAGCAUAUCUACUCUGCAUAUGGCUGGGCAAAAAGUUCAUGAAGAACAGGCCUCCUUUCUCUCUCAGGGCUCAUCUCAUUGUGUAUAACCUUGGGAUCACACUGCUCUCCUUCUACAUGCUCGUAGAGCUCAUCCUUGCCACAUGGGAAGGCGGCUACAACUUGCAGUGCCAGAACCUCCACAGUGCAGGGGAGGCUGAUAUCCGGGUAGCCAAGGUGCUGUGGUGGUAUUAUUUUUCCAAAGUAAUUGAAUUCAUGGACACUAUCUUCUUUGUACUGAGAAAGAAAAGCAGCCAGAUCACCUUCCUUCACGUGUAUCACCAUGCCACUAUGUUUAACAUUUGGUGGUGUGUUCUGAACUGGAUACCUUGUGGGCAAAGCUUCUUUGGACCCACUUUGAAUAGCUUUAUCCAUGUGCUUAUGUACUCUUAUUACGGACUGUCAGUCAUCCCGUCCAUGCGCAAGUAUCUCUGGUGGAAGAAAUACCUCACUCAGGCACAAUUGAUCCAGUUUCUGCUCACUAUUGUGCACACACUUAGUGCAGCUGUGAAGCCAUGUGGGUUCCCUUUUGGCUGCCUCAUGUUCCAGUCCUCCUACAUGGCCACACUGGUCGUUCUGUUCAUAAACUUUUACAUUAAGACAUACCGGAAGGCUCCUUCAAGAACAGCUAUAAAGGAAACCCCUAUCACAACAGAAAUCAAGAAUGGUUUUCAUAAGGACUACUUUGCUGCUGUCAAUGGAUUCCAGAACAAUAAGAAGGCACAAUAAGUGUUUCCUAUGAUCUUUUUUCCUAAAAAAAGAAAAAAAAAAAAAGAAGAAAAAAGACUGAAUUACAAACUUUAGCUUAAAACCUAUUUGAUUACAUUUAUCAGUUCUUUGUACCAGACACUUAUUAAUGUACUGUUAUUUAGGUUUUAACAAAGUGAGUAGGAUUACUUGUCAAAGAUCACCAUCAGAACAAAGAAAGCCAAGGUCUUUCUCAUAUGAAAAAGAAAACCUUUCUGAUCUCUAAUGCUGACACAAAAACGCCUUAUGAAACACUUGAUGGAUAAAUCCAUCAAUGCCUUCAAAAGGUUAGGACUCUAUUCAGACUAACACAGUGAGCACUUUCUGUGCACGUGAGAGGUGGCCAAGGUCAGGAAAAUAAAGAGGGCAGAGAGAAAGGUGAGAAUCAUACCUUUUCCAUCACCAUACCCCUCUUUUCUUCUUCCCAGCCAUUCCCCAAAGCACAUUCUCUCCCUGUAGAUACCAGCAAGGAGCCCUUUGAUCCUGUGGGAGGCCUAGGGAAGAACAUGACAGAGAGCAGAGCCCAGGACCACCAUCCCAUAGUUAACAGACACAUGUGCACCACACUCAACUUGCUUGACAUAUGUGCAACCUGACUGAAAUGCCAGGAAGGCUGGCAGAAGCUUGCUAUUUCAGGGGGCUGGACUGGUAGCCCUUGGAACUACCCACAGUAUCCUAUUCUGAACACAGAGCAAAACAAGUCACUUUGGAUGCACUAAAUUAAUAGGAGUUCUGAGUAAAUGGAUGUUGAAAGAAAUAGGAGCUUAGCGACUUAAGGAAGAUAAAUCCUCUGAGUGUAAAUGCGUACAAGUUAAUCCUAUACAAACACUGCUAAUUUGAAGCAAACUGACAUGCAACAUAUUAAUAGGCUGGAAGAUGCAGAAAAUCUUAAAAGUGGAUUGAGCAAUGAACAAAGCAUAUUAUACUAAGGUCUCUGACUGGAGAAACAGAUGGGACUGAGGCACAAUCCUCUGUAGGGAAAGCAAGGAGAUACUUACUGUCUGCAGUUAUAAAAGCGUCUCUCUCACAACAGCCUGUCACAUUCCAUGCUGCUUCAGUUAGCUGUAUUUUCCCCUCCCCACCCCUUGAAUGGUUAGAAAUUAAGAAUACCCAAGGUUGACAUUGUAGAUCUGCCCUCACCCUUUUCUCACUUAGCCCACUCCAUUUCUCUGCUGAAAAUAAACACAGACCUUUUUCCUCUCUCAUUUUUUCACAGUGAAGUAACUGUGGUCACUUCCAUUCUCAUUUGUAUAAAUUCUCUCAAAAAAAAGCCACCUGCCAAAGUCACCCAGCCCAGGAUACCCCUUGGAAUGAAGCAGUUCUAGAACAGAAACUCAUCCUCUCACUCCUGUCACCUUGAAGGGUCCCAGGGCAGGAGGGGAACAAACUGCACGCACAGCCAGCACAGAGAGACCAAAAGGCCACAGAGGGCCUAUGUGUGGAGGAGGAUUUCCCAAACUGUGCUCUCCAAUUCUUUUCCACUUCUAGAGGGUCAGUUAUCCCCUUUUUUGAUACCAUCAUUUAAAUGAUCUGUCAUCAGGGGCUCUUGAAGACUGCAGGUGCAAAGACAGGAGGAAGGUUUUUCCCAGGGAGCAGUACGGACAAAGGGCAGCCAACCUUGCCAGGAGCAGCCUGAGAAACUACAGCCAUGCAGGCUCACAGACAAAAAGGAAAAGGGCUGAGGAAGUGGUACAGCACAGGGGGAAGAACAGACAGGUUGGUUUGUCCAGGAAAAGCAAGAGGAGAAAAUGGCAUGAAGAAGGGUGUUUUGGGUCAGAGUUCAGUUUGAAUGUGAUAGCCACAAAACUUCACUGUCUGAAAGUCAGUGUUUUGCUUUAUUUAACAUUCAAUAAAGAGGGAAAGCAGCAAUUUAAAAAAAAAAAAAAAAGAUUCACAAAGCCUGAACACUGCAUGCAUAUACUAUUUCUCAUUAGCCUUUCCAGAACCUUUGCUUUGCAGGCCUUUCUGGUUGAUACUGUAAAACUCCCAAGCUGUAAGAAAUUUGUGGGUGUUGCUGAAGGUGUUCUACAUGGCCAAAAGUAAAGGGAAAGCUUCAGGGCUCUGCAGAUAUCAACUUGAUACUGGAAACUGGGGUAAAGGCAGAGGACUUGGAAAGGGCUGACAAGACAGUGCAUUCAUCUAAGGCAGGCAACAAAAGGGUCAUGUGGCCGAGCACAGAUUUUAGGUUGAGUGGAGUCCAUAAUCUUUUGAUGGCAAAGCGUGCAUUUGACUAUCAAGGUGAACAGCAUCAGCACACUAAGUGUCAAAGUUUACUAGAGCAAUCAAACCCACAGAUAUUGUCUUUUUUGUUGUUGAAACCUCAUUCAAAAGAAAAGGAAAUAAAUAAAUGCCUUACUUGAAAUUCAAAGGGCUGGGGAAAAAAAAAAGAAAAAAGAAAAAAAAAAAAAAAAAAAGGAAAAAAACCUGAGGUGGUCUCACCUUGCAGAUCCAGAGCAGCCAGGAAGGCUGGAAUCAGGUAUGUUUUAAAAUUCUUGAGAUAAGUCUUAACAUCUUCAAAAUGCCGCAACUUUGAAGAAAGAGAAGCGUUGACUUUUUAAACUGAUUUUCCUGUAACACAUAACACUGUAAAUAAACAAAUUUUACUAUCA
This is a messenger RNA of Myiozetetes cayanensis, 3629 nucleotides long. RefSeq names its product ELOVL fatty acid elongase 2 (gene ELOVL2). Gene Ontology annotation, cellular component: endoplasmic reticulum; endoplasmic reticulum membrane. Gene Ontology annotation, molecular function: fatty acid elongase activity. Gene Ontology annotation, biological process: fatty acid elongation, polyunsaturated fatty acid; fatty acid elongation, saturated fatty acid; very long-chain fatty acid biosynthetic process. The transcript is spliced from 8 exons. NCBI's taxonomy places the organism in Eukaryota, Metazoa, Chordata, Aves, Passeriformes, Tyrannidae. Bases 109 to 1002 code for a protein of 297 amino acids. The record is from RefSeq and is a predicted model, not a curated record.